Messenger RNA from Tupaia belangeri chinensis (Chinese tree shrew), 2453 nucleotides. RefSeq names its product BMX non-receptor tyrosine kinase (gene BMX). Bases 121 to 2094 code for a protein of 657 amino acids. Gene Ontology annotation, biological process: protein phosphorylation; intracellular signal transduction. NCBI's taxonomy places the organism in Eukaryota, Metazoa, Chordata, Mammalia, Scandentia, Tupaiidae. The transcript has 19 exons. Gene Ontology annotation, molecular function: protein tyrosine kinase activity; ATP binding. The record is from RefSeq and is a predicted model, not a curated record.
CCGGCAGCCAGGAAAAUGUGAGACAAUUCACUGCUGCUGGAAAGAGAACAGCUCGGCCUGUGUUCCUGCAAGUGCAAAUUAAUUUCUCGGCGGUGGACCCAAGCAGCUGAACAAGCCAAAAUGGAGGAUAAUAUGGAUACAAAAUCUAUUCUAGAAGAACUUCUUCUCAAAAGGUCCCAACAAAAGAAGAAAAUGUCACCAAAUAAUUACAAAGAACGGUCUUUUGUUUUGACCAAAACAAAUCUUUCCUAUUAUGAGUAUGACAAAAUGAAAAGAGGCAGCAGAAAAGGAUCCAUUGAAAUUAAGAAAAUCAGAUGUGUGGAGAAAGUAAAUCUCGAGGAGCAGACACCCGUGGAGAGACAGUACCCAUUUCAGAUCGUCUACAAAGAUGGGCUUCUCUAUGUCUAUGCAUCAAAUGAAGAGAGCCGAAGUCAGUGGUUGAAGGCAUUACAGAAAGAGAUAAGGGGCAACCCCCACCUACUGAUCAAGUACCACAGUGGGUUCUUCGUGGAUGGCAAGUUCCUGUGCUGCCAGCAGAGUUGCAAAGCCGCCCCAGGAUGUACCCUCUGGGAAGCAUAUGCUGAUCUACAUAUUGCAACCAAUGAAGAAAAACACAGAGCUCCUAUCUUCCCAGACAGGGUGCUGAAGAUUCCUCGGGCAGUUCCUAUUCUCAAAAUGGAUAUGCCAUCUUCAAGCACCACCCUAGCCCAUUACGACAGCGACUUGAAGAGAGAGUACGGCUCCCAGCCAAAUGUCAACAUGCAAUAUAUUCCAAGAGAAGACUGCCCCGACUGGUGGCAAGUAAGAAAACUGAAAAGCAGCAGCAGUGAAGAUGUUGUAUGUAGCAACCAAAGAGAAAAGAACAUAGUAAAUCACAGCACCUCAAAGAUUUCAUGGGGGUUCCCUGAGUCAAGUUCAUCUGAAGAAGAGGAAAAUCUGGAUGAUUAUGACUGGUUUGCAGGUAACAUCUCCAGGUCACAAUCUGAGCAGUUACUGAGACAAAAGGGAAAAGAAGGCGCAUUUAUGGUUAGAAAUUCUAGCCAGGUGGGAAUGUACACAGUGUCCUUAUUUAGUAAGGCUGUAAAUGAUAAAAAAGGAACUGUCAAACAUUACCAUGUGCAUACAAACGCUGAAAACAAAUUAUACCUGGCUGAAAACUACUAUUUUGAUUCCAUUCCAAAGCUUAUUCACUAUCAUCAACACAAUUCAGCAGGCAUGAUCACCCGGCUCCGCCACCCUGUGUCAACCAAGGCCAACAAGGUUCCUGUGUCUGUGUCCCUGGGAAGCGGAAUCUGGGAACUGAAAAGAGAAGAGAUUACCCUGUUGAAAGAGCUGGGAAGUGGCCAAUUUGGAGUGGUCCAGCUGGGCAAGUGGAAGGGGCAGUAUGACGUUGCUGUUAAGAUGAUCAAGGAGGGCUCCAUGUCAGAAGAUGAAUUCUUUCAGGAGGCCCAGACCAUGAUGAAACUCAGCCAUCCUAAACUGGUUAAAUUCUAUGGAGUGUGUUCAAAGAAAUAUCCCAUAUACAUAGUGACUGAAUAUAUAACCAAUGGCUGCUUGCUUAAUUACCUGAAGAGUCAUGGAAAAGGACUUGAACCCUCCCAGCUUUUAGAAAUGUGCUACAAUGUUUGUGAAGGCAUGGCUUUCUUGGAGAGCCACCAAUUCAUACACCGGGACUUGGCUGCUCGGAACUGCUUGGUAGACAGUGAUCUCUCUGUGAAAGUAUCUGACUUUGGAAUGACAAGGUAUGUUCUUGAUGACCAGUAUGUCAGUUCAGCAAGAACAAAGUUUCCAGUCAAGUGGUCAGCCCCAGAGGUAUUCCACUACUUCAAAUACAGCAGCAAGUCAGACGUAUGGGCAUUCGGGAUCCUGAUGUGGGAAGUGUUCAGCCUGGGGAAGCAGCCCUAUGACCUGUAUGACAACUCGCAGGUGGUUGUGAAGGUCUCCCAGGGCCACAGGCUCUACCGGCCCCAGCUGGCAUCGGACACCAUCUACCAGAUCAUGUACAGCUGCUGGCAUGAGCUUGCAGAAAAGCGUCCCACAUUUCAGCAGCUACUAUCUUCCAUUGAACCACUUCGAGAGAAAGACAAGCCUUGAAGAAGAAGUUACGAGUGCUGAUGGAGUGAAUAUCGAAGUUGGCCAACGCGUUCAUCCUUUUGAAGAAAAGUAGCAAGGCACAAUGUACCCUAGCCAGUUCUUGAUAGCAUCCUGUGUGUUGUUUGUUAAAUCAUCUAGAGUGAAUAAGGUAGGAAAUGGAUGAUUUCCUUGAAGUUUAGGUCAAAUUAGGCAUUUUGUCUAUGCUGCUCUUUACGUAACACUUACCAGCCUCUAGCAGAAGCACAUUUUCCGAUUGCAGCAUAAAGAGAGUGUGUUUCAUGUGUAAAGAUAGAGUAGAAUAGAACUGAAAAAUUAUUUGUCGGAUAUUCAUUCUUUAUUAUUGUCACUAUCAUAAUUAA